GCUGGGGAGAAACGACGGGGAGGAAGAAGGAUCGGACAAAGACUCGUUUAUCGAGGGGACCCUCGUGGGGAAGGAAGUGUUAUCUGCAGAUGCCUACAACUGUUGGUGGUAGAAGAAGGAGUUCCCUGCAAAUGUGGUCUUGACAAGCAGGACUUGGAGCAUCUCUCCAUAAAACAGGAACCAGAGGAUCUGUGGUCCAAUCAGGAUAAGUGAUGGAAGAUGGAAUGACGACAGGGCACAUAGGUCAGGUGUAAACAGUGACGUGGAGUGUAACACUGCCAGAAAAUCCCUCAGCUGCUCUGAAUGUGGUCAAGAGUUUCACCACCAACGAUCUCUCUAUAGACAUUUAACAAAGAAACCUUUAUAUAAACCAUACAAGAUGUUUUAAAGUGAUGCAAAAUGUAAACUUGCAGGAAAGUGUCGACACAUGUAAAAGCUGUUAAAUUUAAUGUUUAUGUCAACAUCAACAAUCUGUGGUAAAAUGACUGAAUGUGGACAAAGAUUUAGUCAAAAGACAAACUUAAAGCUACACAUGAGAAUCCACACAGGAGACAAACCAUUCAGCUGUGAUGAAUGUGGACAAAGAUUUAGUCGCAAGACAAACUUAAACCGACACAUGAGAAUCCACACAGGAGACAAACCAUUCAACUGUGAUGAAUGUGGACAACGAUUUAGUCAAAAGACAAACUUAAACCAACACAUGAGAAUCCACACAGGAGACAAACCAUUCAGCUGUGAUGAAUGUGGACAACGAUUUAGUCAAAAGACACACUUAAACCAACACAUGAGAAUCCACACAGUAGACAAACCAUUCAGGUGUGAUGAAUGUGGACAAAGAUUUAGUCAACAGCCACACUUAAACAGACACAUGAGAAUCCACACAGGAGACAAACCAUUCAGCUGUGAUGAAUGUGGACAACGAUUUAGUCAAAAGACAAACUUAAACCAACACAUGAGAAUCCACACAGGAGACAAACCAUUCAGCUGUGAUGAAUGUGGACAACGAUUUAGUCAAAAGACACACUUAAACCAACACAUGAGAAUUCACACAGGAGACAAACCAUUCAGCUGUGAUGAAUGUGGACAAAGAUUUAGUCGACAGACACACUUAAACCAACACAUUAGAAUUCACACAGGAGACAAACCAUUCAGCUGUAAUGAAUGUGGACAAAGAUUUGUUGGAAAGGGGGACUUAAACAGACACAUGAGAAUCCACACAGGAGACAAACCAUUCAGCUGUGAUGAAUGUGGACAAAGAUUUAGUCAACAGCCACACUUAAACACACACAUGAGAAUUCACACAGGAGACAAACCAUUCAGCUGUGAUGAAUGUGGACAAAGAUUUAGUCAAAAGACAAGCUUAAACCAACACAUGAGAAUUCACACAGGAGACAAACCAUUCAGCUGUGAUGAAUGUGGACAACGAUAUAGUCACAAGUCAAGCUUAAAUCAACACAUGAGAAUCCACACAGGAGACAAACCAUUCAGCUGUGAUGAAUGUGGACAAAGAUUUAGUCGCAAGACAAACUUAAACACACACAUGAGAAUCCACACAGGACAGAGACCGUUUCCUUGUGAGGUUUGUGGUGAAUUAUUUAGAUGGCGUGUCUCUUUAAAAGGACACAUGCGUGUCCACACAAAAUAGAAACGACGAAAGUGCAAAAUUUUGCUACUAAUAUGUAAACAAUGUUGUUUACAGUGUAAAUAUGAGCUGGUUAGAGGAACUUCAAGGGGGUAUUCUACGGUGGUUAUACACUGUGGUGUCUCUUCAGUACCCACCAUUGACCUUGACUUGAACAUUACCUGGUCAUGCCUAGGGCAAAAUGUGCCUCAUCAGAUUUUGUUGUCUUUUUUUAGUAGUUGAAAUCUGUUGUUCAUUCAUUCAUUGCCCAUUGGUACCUUCACAAAUUUGUCCAUAUUUUGCUAGCAGCUAAGAUCCUAAUCUCGAUGAGCUCGCAAGACAGGUGAAGAGUUGUUAUGAUGCAAAAACACAAAUUAAUAACUUAGAUCCUUACAAGCUGAAUGAUGAAUGACGUUCAGGUUUAGGUGUUUCCACCUGUUCAGUCUCAGACAUUUGUGUUUAUCUGGUGUUUGGACGUUCUGUCAAGAAUUUAAAAAUUACUGAUGAUUAAAUGCUCCUGCAGCCAUUUUACAAAGGGAAGGAAGAGGACCGAGUCUAGAAACAUUUGGCUGCAACAACAUCGCCUCUCGCCUGACUAACUUGGAUAGGCUCUAGCCCCACAAACUGGUAUAGAACAUGGAUGGCAGUAUGGGCGAUAUAAUGUGUUGUUGUUCACCUGAGGGUUGUAUUUACUUAUAAGCCUGGUACACACAUAACAAUAUUUGGGCUGUUUUUGUCCUGAUUUUGCCUCUUCCCAACCUUGGAUGGCAAACGCCCGAUCAUCGUGUGAUUUCCCUGUCCAGUCAUAAUAUGGUCUGUGGUGUGUUAUGAGCCGAUUUGUCCCGAUAAUCUGCUCCGAUAUGGGUCAUAGCCGACAGUUGGGAACAUUGAACACGUUUAAUAUUUCAGUGCAGAUUUCUGAAGAACACCGCCGACUCGUGCAUUGUGACUGUGUGGGGGGUGACGUGGCACGGAAUGUGGCCAAUCAGAGCGAGCAGGCUGGGGAACAAGGAAGUAAACAAAGUCCUUGAUCACGCCGUCUCCAGUCUGAUAUUUUUUUUACUUCUGCCUUUUUCUGUUAACAAUGGUCCCAAGACCUCCAUCAUUCUCCCGUCCUAUAUAUUCCCUUCUUUCCGAUUGUUACCAUGUUUCUUCUUCUUUGCUUUGUGCCAUUUGUUGCCAUGCUUCUUUUUCUACGUUUUUUGCUGGUUGUUGAUGUUGUUCUUCUACAUUUUUUGCCGGUUAUUGAUGUGGUUCUUCUACGUUUU
Molecule: messenger RNA, 2889 nt
Organism: Melanotaenia boesemani (Boeseman's rainbowfish)
Lineage: Eukaryota; Metazoa; Chordata; Actinopteri; Atheriniformes; Melanotaeniidae
Product: gastrula zinc finger protein XlCGF57.1-like
Exons: 2
Coding region: 449-1645 (398 amino acids)
Cellular component (GO): nucleus
Source: RefSeq, a predicted model, not a curated record